AUGGCAUUUGUUCCCUCCACCCUCCUCAACGCCCUGUCUGUCCCCGUUCACAUCAACUCGUCGGUCUACGACGACACAUGUGGACUGUCGGUGUAUUCGGACUACUCGGCAACUUCGAUGACCUCGCACCCCGACUACGUCUUACCCUCGCAGUUGGAUCUUGCACAACCGGUGCUGGCAUCGGACUCAUUGCUGACGUCGACGACGAUGACGACUACGACUACUGCGGCUGCUACCGCCGCUUCUUCAUCCAACAGCCUCGGUGCCGACUUUGUCGUCCCCAUGGCCACCUACAUUAUCUCGGGCCGUAAGGUCAGCUCCGAGUCUUCCGUCAAGUUCCACGCCUUUGCCGAAAACGUCCUGACCUCCACCAACUCCUCGACCGAGACCGUGAUUCUGUCGCUGUUCUAUCUCGAGCGAUUCAAGCGUGCAAUCUACCGCGCGCCCUCGCCCGAGACCUCGCAGAUCUUUACCCAACACGGCGGGCUGAUGGCCCUGUGGCUUACCGCUCUGAUCAUUGCCGAUGCCUUCCUCAACGAUCACUCCUUCACCACGGCAUCGUGGUCGACCGUCUCGCGCAUCUCGCGCUCCGACUGUGCUCUCAUGAAGAGUGUGUUUCUCAACACCAUCAACUUUGACCUCAACGUCUCGGACGAUGUCUACGCCAACUGGCUCAAGUCGCUCGAGGAGGCUGUCCGACGCCUCAGCGAGACUCCGCGCUGCUACCUCCAGCAACAACCGCAGCCACAGCCGCAACCGCAGCCGCAACCCGAGCCCGUCUGCGUGCCCGAGUCUGUUGCUGCGUAUCACCCGUCGCACUACUACUAUGCUCUUCCACCGAGCCUCCAGAUGCGUCUGAACAUGCUCUACUGCCCAUUCAACGCCAUCUAA
Molecule: messenger RNA, 891 nt
Organism: Polychytrium aggregatum
Lineage: Eukaryota; Fungi; Chytridiomycota; Chytridiomycetes; Polychytriales
Exons: 1
Coding region: 1-891 (296 amino acids)
Biological process (GO): regulation of cyclin-dependent protein serine/threonine kinase activity
Cellular component (GO): nucleus; cyclin-dependent protein kinase holoenzyme complex
Molecular function (GO): protein kinase binding; cyclin-dependent protein serine/threonine kinase regulator activity
Source: RefSeq, a predicted model, not a curated record